AUGAAACUGCAAAAUAACUCAGUUUUAGUUCAAAAUAAAACUAACGACAAUCCAUCCGAAAUCAAUAAAGACAAUAAAGAAAAACGCAAUCAACUCAAAACUGAUGUGUGGGAUGAAGAAAAAGAAGGCAGUCUCGAAUUAGAAAAACAGCGACAAUUGAUAUUAAAAGCUUACUAUGAUGCUUUUCCAAAUAUUGAUGAUGUUAUAGAUGAAACAGGAUUAGAACUAGACGAAGUUGAAGCAUUAACGAAAUCGAUCCUGCAAAAUUUACCAUCCGGAGACGUCAAUGAAAGUACAACUGCAUGUCAUGUAUUGAAUAGCUUGCUUCAAGAUAGAAAUAUAGAAUGUUUAUUUUUUGAUUCAACUCAUGGUAGAAAUCUUCGUGAUGCAUUCAGAAACUUGACUGAUAUCAGCUUAGAAGAUAGAGCGUUUGUAUUGAAGUUAAAAAGCAAUAAGGGAUUAGGAGGUAGCAUGAAACUAAAAUCUGAGCUUGAUGUAAUAAGAUUUGUACAAAUAUUAACAAAAGCAAUUGAAGAAAAGAAAUCUCAUCCAGUAAUUGAAGAUAUAGUUAAUCGCUUAUCCAAAGUUCAUAACAUCGAUAAAAAAUACAUUUGUAUAAAAGCUGUGUAUGCUGGAACAUUUAGCGUCGCUUAUACUGUGCUUGAUUUAGCGAAAAGUACUGUGAAAUCACUUACAGAGAUUGGAAAAAAAUUAAAAGACCAAUUUAAUGAAUAUCUGACUGCAAAAAUUCAUCCAUUAUUAUUUCGUCCUUCGUUCGAUAUAUCACUUUUUCAUGAACUCGGCAACAAAAAAUUUUCCGAUAAUCCAGGAACCUAUCAAAUUGGUCCGCCUGGACACACUAAGCUGUAUACCCAACCCGCCGGAUGGACAAGAUAUGGGUUAAAUGUGUUGGGCAAAUAUGUAGAUGGUGACCUUUGGCUGGAACCAUUUCAAGAUUCUAGAAAUUGGUACAGAGCAUUCCAUGGAACGGGACGUGCAAGCAGCGAGGAUUUUGGCAAUAAGGAUCAGCCUUUCCAACAACAGUUUGCAUCCGUCGAUGCACUUGCAAAUAUAUCGAUCGAAGGAUUUCGUCCUGCAAGGGUAACUGCUUACGGACCCGGUGUUUACUGUUCGCCAAAUCCUAAGUUUCCUGAACAAGGAUAUACUGGAAUUGCUGAAAUAGACACAACGAAAGGAAAGAAAAAGUUCACAUGCAUGCUGCAAGUAGCUGUGAAUCCUAGCGGUGUCAAGUUUACCUCUGAGAAAGACAUAUGGGUCGUACCCGAUCCUCAAGACAUUCGACCCUAUGGUAUACUAAUUAAAGAAGCUUGAUUGAAUAUUAUAAAAAUGUACUAAUCCAGCGCUAUUUGGCCCAUAUUUUAACUUCAAAGCCUGUAUGGCGAUAAACUUUCCUUUUUCUUCUACAUUUGCGCUUUUGAGAUUCCUUGUGAGAGUGUAUAGAAGUUCCUAUUAAUUUAAGUCAAAGUAUAAUAAUUAUGGUCGAAUAUCUCGCUAAACUAAAGAAGAAUAUUUCGUCUAUCCUUCAAAACAACUGCAUAAGGUGGGUGUGAGCGUGGACAUGGCUAGAAAAGACAGCAACAUUCGCACCCACAUCCAACUUUCUAAUUUAGCCUUUUUGCAAAAUGUUGCCACCACACUUUUUAGUGCUCAAAAAGAAAGCUUUUUUUUUACUAUAAAUUGUUCCGAUGUUUUAUUUAAAAAAACCACUAUUUAUGAAUUCAACAUUUGUUUAUAGUCUCGUGUUACUUUGCAAAAUUGUAUUCCUUCCCAAGAAUUAUCUUUUCUACAUGCUUAAUAUAUAUGAAAUUGGUAUUUCCAUUGUUAUAAGUAAUAAGAAUAAUGUGUUUAGCAAUGAUCAAAGAUUUACACAUAUUCGGAUGUGACAAUAAGAACGUAUAGUACAUUAUUCAACUGAUGGCUAAUGUGAAGAAAGUUUCGGUAUUUGGUUUUUGAUAGUAUUUAUGAAACUUCGAACAAUCAACAUAGAUAUUGCUUAGACUAUUAUAGUUGAAAUGAAAAUUUCACGUAAAAAAUCAGAACUAUGCAGAGGAAAAAAAACAUUGCUUUAGGUUGUGAAUUUGAGUUCUAAUGUAAAUGUAUCUCUUUUCUUCAUCUUAUGUCCACAUCGAUAACGACAUGGAUGCUCACCAUUAAAUCCAGAUUACAUUUAAUACACUAUUUUUUCCUUUUGAUAUCAAAGUUGAAUUCAUAUUGUGCACUUCAUCUACAUAUAAAUUUUGCAUAUCAAUUGACAAACUCAUUACUAUCUUCAUAAUAUUGAAUAAGUUAUUUAUUUGUUGUUUUUCUAAUAAAGCAUAUAUAUUUAGUCAUAAACAUAAAUCAAUCGUUGCAAAAUUCGAAUGAAAUAUGCCACAUAUUCUCUUUCGAAAUAAAAGCUUUCUAAUCUAAUCAUUUUCUCUUUUCUAAUCCUUGAAAAUAUCUACGUAGAUAUUCUUCGUAAAUAAUUUGAAUUAUUAAUCAAUUAUAUAAUGGGCGCUCGAAUCAAGUGAAACCGAUGAAAAAAUUAAAAAUUAAAAUAUUUCAAAAUCAACACCUACACCCUGUGAUUCUUGGUAUGGGCGUUGCUGUCAGCGCAAUCAUCUUUCUCAGUCAUACCUACACCUUGCAUAGACACAAAUCAAUUAGUUACUGCUUCUACAUCUGCCGUUUUUCACUCAAACGAAAGAAUUCAGAAUUUUUUAUUUAUGAAGUUUUCGAGGGUGUGGGUGUGGGUGUGGGUGUGGGUUGUGGGUGUGGGUGGGUGGGUGUGGGUGGGUGUGGGUGUGGGUGCGGGGGUGGGUGUGGGUGGGUGUGGGUGUAGGUUACGCUGUAGGUGUGAGUUUUGGUGAUUGAUACUAAACAGAUUACCUGGACCCAUACCCACACACCCGCACCCACACCCAGACUCCACACCCACACACCCACACACCCACACCCACACCCAGACCCCACCCCCACAUUCAUAUCCCACCCCACACCCCAAGGGGGAAAAAGCUGACUCCAAUCCCUUGGAGUCCCGUGGAGUCCGGUGGAGUUCCGUGGAGUCCCGUGGAGUCCGGUGGAGUCCCGUGGAGUCCCGUGGAGUCCCGUGGAGUCCAGUGGAGUCCCGUGGAGUCCCUUAGAAUUCCAUGAAGUCUAAUAGAACUCUCAAGAGUAUUAUGGGUAAACUUGAUAGCUGUUUCAGGAAACUCUUUUAUCAAGCUCUCUUUCAUCACUUUGAACGUCAGAAAGAAAAAAUAUUUUCUAAAAUAUAUAAACCUUUGGUGGAAGCACAUUUUUUUAAUCAUCUUCUGCCUGCAUCAAACUAAACUCAUUCUCUAACUAUCCUUCGAAUAAAAUAGCGCUUCUCUUCAACUGUAUUUAAUUAAUCUAUGUUGAUUAAAUCAUCCGUUGUUUAGGGAUACCUUUAGGUUUUCAAGUCCUAUAUUGCGGGGUAUCCGUAGAUCCUGAAGUCCUAUAUAAUGGGGUACCCAUAGGUCCUCAAGCCCUACUUUAUGACGGUACCUUUAGGUGCGCAAGUCCUAUAUAAUGAGCGUACCCUUAGGUCCGCAAGUCGUGGGUUAUGAAAGUACCUUUAGGUCCUCAAGUCCUAUAUAGCGGGAUACCUUUAGAUCCUCGAGUCCUAUAUUAUGACGAUACCUUUAGGUGCUCAAGUCCUAUAUAAUGGGGUAUCCUUAGGCCUACAAGGUCUAUUAUACAGAGGUACCGAAAAGUCCCCAAGGACUGUUGUACAGAAGUACAGAUAGGUCCUCAAAGCCUAUACGAUAGCGGUACCCACAAAAUAUCAAGCGGUAUUAUAUAGGAGUACCCAUAGUUCCCGCAGAGCUAUACGAGAGGAACAACCAUAGGUCUUUACGGACUCUCUCGUAAUGGUAGCCAUAGCUCCUCAUAGCAUAUAGCAAGCGGGAUCCCAGUAGUAUGUGCCUUGAGGAUCUAUGUGCAUCAUUUACUACAUGCUUUGAGCAGGGUUUCCGAGUUGGGGGAUGACAGGCCUUGCACGUAACGAACUUCACACUUUCUGCAAAAAGCAUUGAUAAUACUUUCUAGGAAAUCGAUAACUACACUAUCGUAGAAAAGACGUCAAUUUGCUCUAACCAAAUCAAAGGAGGCAUGGUCUCUGGCAAAUUCUUGCCGAACGUCCACGUUAUUUAGGUCGAACAUCUCGCAGGAAAUGCAGUCCUCUCUUUUAUAUUUCUUGCAGAAACCCGAUCGUAUUUACGCCGCAUUUUCUCCUAAACUUUGAAAUCUAUGCAAGAAAUAUGGAACACAUAACAUCGAUUUUGCGCAAGAAAUGGAACAAAAGCAACGUUGACUUUGUGCGCUGAAAAUGACGGCGUUUCCGCAAAGUUUGUAUCCUACCCGCACCAUCCUCAAAAUCAAUCAUGAAUCCUGCCCUUCAGCACCUAUCAGCAAUUCUAUAUAAUCCUUAGGACUGACAAAAAGUUUUGGCAACGUUGUUGGCAAUUUUAUAAACCAAUUAACAUGGAGAAUUUUUUGCAUGGAUAAAUAGUGGAACGCAUUUUCUAUAAUGAUUUAUAUGCAAAUAAACCGCUCCCGCAAUGAAAGGUCCCGGGCCUUAUAUUAUGGCGAGUCACAUUCGGCACAAAUUCCACCAAAAUUCCCGGUAAAAUACACAAUUCUCGCGAAAAACCUCUCUUGGGGGCCUUCUAAAUAGUGGGACCCUGUAAUACGGGGGAGGUCUUCUAUUGCGGAGAGGGAUUUACCGUGGAUCAAGGCGAUCCACUGCGUCCCUUGACUGUAGAUUUGAACUACCACCUUGCGGAUAAAUACAAAAACACACAGUUGUUUUCGAGAUUAAGACUCUGACUACAGUCAAGGGAAUAGCCCUUGAAGACCUAAGAGUGCCCCCAUUAUAUAGGACUUGAUGACCUGAAGGUACCAUCAUAAUAUAAGACUUGAGAGGCUAUGGGUACCUCCAUAGUAUAGAUCUUGAGGACUUGCGGUUACUCC
Molecule: messenger RNA, 4992 nt
Organism: Rotaria sordida
Lineage: Eukaryota; Metazoa; Rotifera; Eurotatoria; Philodinida; Philodinidae
Source: the annotation of a GenBank genome assembly